Messenger RNA from Talaromyces proteolyticus, 3846 nucleotides. RefSeq names its product hybrid NRPS/PKS enzyme. The transcript has a single exon. The coding region runs from base 1 to 3846 and encodes 1281 amino acids. The record is from RefSeq and is a predicted model, not a curated record. NCBI's taxonomy places the organism in Eukaryota, Fungi, Ascomycota, Eurotiomycetes, Eurotiales, Trichocomaceae.
AUGUCUGUUAUCGAUACCACAAAAGAUCUGUCUGCACUCUUCAGGCACCAGGCACUAGCGGCUCCCGAUGCCAUAGCGUUAGAAGACGACACCAAUGUCAACUACACUUACAAAGAACUAGAUGCUCAGGUUGACAUCCUUGCGCUGCGACUUCGUCGUCAUGGUGUAGGUCGAGACACGCUCGUAGGUGUGUUGCUGCCUCGAAGCGCCGACUAUGUAAUUGCAUGUCUCGCCAUUCUUCGCGCUGGAGGAGCGUUCCUUGUCCUAGAACUUGCAUACCCUCCGGACCUCCUCACCGACGUGCUGGACGAUGCCAGGCCAACCGUGGUCAUCACACACAAGUCCGAAAAGUGCAAGAUCAAAUCGGGCGUGCCUUUGAUUGCUCUAGAUGAACCGUUCACCGAGCCCAGUGAGAAUGGUAUCGAACCCGGACCCCUUCCAGCGGAUGAAGACCUGGACCGGCUUGCCUUUGUAUCAUAUUCAUCAGGAACUACCGGCAAACCAAAGGGGAUUGCCAAUCCUCACAGAGCGCCCGUGCUAUCAUAUAACCUUAGAUUUGCCCUUUCAAACCUUCACCCUGGAGACCGAGUGGCAUGCAAUGUGUUUUUCAUCUGGGAGAUUUUACGCCCCUUGCUUCGCGGUGCUACAGUUGUAGUCGUACCAGAUGAAGUAAGCUACGACCCGGCAACUCUCGUUGACUUGCUUGUCUCUAAGCGAAUCACUGAAACUCUGAUGACGCCCACCCUAUUGGCCACCAUUCUAUCGUGCCACCCGCAUCUUGGGUCCCGCGUAACAGAGCUGCGGACCUUAUGGUUAAAUGGCGAGGUUGUCACAACGGAUUUGGCCCACAGAGCUAUCAAAGCUCUUCCUAAAACUCGUCUAUUGAAUUGUUAUAGCGCUUGUGAAACUCACGAGAUCGCGUGCGGAGACAUCCGCGAAAUGGUUGACAGUGAGGCUGCAUACUGUCCUGUUGGACCACCACUAGACCCUAUACACACUUAUAUUCUCGACGAGGCUGGGCAGAAAGUAGAUGAUGGCAUCAGCGGGGAGCUUUUUGUCGGCGGCCCAUUACUCGCUCGUGGGUAUCUCAAUCGACCAGAGACAACUGCCAAGGCAUUCGUUACAGAUCCAUUCGAUACGAAAAAUCCUGGAGCGCGCAUGUAUAGGACUGGAGACUUAGGGCGAAUGCUGCCUUCUGGACUGCUCGAAAUUACCGGUCGCGUCGGCUCCAUGAUCAAGUUAAGAGGAUAUUCCGUCGUACCAGGCAAGGUUGAAAACGCAAUAAUCAAGCAUUUAGCAGUCAGCAAUUGCUGUGUCAUUUCCUAUGGUGAAGGAUUGGAUAGACAGUUAGUGGCGUAUAUUGUUCGUGACACAGCCGGUGCCUCCCCCGAUCGCCCAGAGGUGGAUAUCAAUGAGACUGGGCACAGUCCGGGAUCACGUCGUACACUUUCGUCUUAUCUUGCACAGUACAUGAUACCGGUUCUGUGGGUUGAGCUUGAUCAUAUACCCACACAUGGUGUCUCUGGUAAGGUCGAUCUCAAGAGUCUGCCGCUUCCUCGAACCACGAGCCCUGUCAAUGGCAAUACACACCAUACCGACAAAGAUCCCAUCAGUACCAAGGAAAUUGCUACAAUAUGGGCAGCGACAUUGAAAACUUCCCACACACUUCUGAAAACAGAGAGCAACUUUUUCGACUUGGGUGGCCAGUCCCUAUUGCUUGCUGAUCUCUCGUCUAGAAUGGCGAGAACAUUUGGUUUCCGCGUUCCCAUCUCCCGUUUAGCAGAAAAUCCAACCAUCCAAGGACACGUCGGGAUCGUACGCGCUGUGAGGGAUGGGCACACAGCAGCUAUACAAGCAGAGCUCCCUGCCUUCUUACGUCGAGAUUCUACUCUUGACACUGAUAUAAAGCCUUCGGCUGAGGCGAAGCUAUUCCCAAUUCACGACGCAGAUACAGUUCUAUUGACUGGUGUUACUGGUUAUUUAGGCGCCUUUUUACUCAGUGACUUACUAGAAAACACAUCAGCAAACAUCAUCUGCCUGGUUCGUUUCAGCGAUCCUGAAGAUGAUGACCGGGCCGGAGGUGUGGCACGUAUUCGUCGCAACCUACUUGAUAUGGGCCUAUGGCGUGAUUCUGUCAUGGAGCGUGUCGAAGUUCUUCCUGGGAACUUAUCCCGCGACCGCUUCGGGCUUUCACCUGAAUCAUUCGAUAGUCUGGCCGCUCGAGUUCAAGUUAUUGUCCAUGCUGCCGCCAGCGUCAAUCUCGUUUACCCGUAUGCUGCUCUACGCGAUGCAAACAUCGGUGGAACAAGAGAGAUUCUCCGUUUAGCCUGCAAGAAUGGCGCCACAGUGCAAUAUGUAUCUACAAAUGGCGUACUUCCUCCCUCUGGCCAGACAGGUUGGCCGGAAACGACCAUUCUACCUGUUGAAGAGGUACCCGAGAAACUUCUAGAUGGCUAUGGACAGACUAAAUGGGUUGCAGAACAAUUAGUUCUCGAGGCUGGUCGACGUGGUUUGCCAGUGAAAAUACACCGUGCCGGCACAAUCAGCGGCCACAGUGUUACGGGUGCAACUAAUGCCUGGGAUCUCCUCUCAGCUCUAAUAGUGGAAUCAAUCAAGCUUGGAUUUGCGCCUGAUGUUGAUGGCUGGCGUGCAGAGAUGACACCUGUUGACUUCGUCAGCAGAUCCAUCGUUCAUCUCUCGUCCCAAACCGAAACAGAUCAGUCUAUCUUCCACCUCGGAGAUCCUAAUCCGGUGAGCACGCGAUCUGUCUUUCAAAACCUCAAUGAGCUCGGAUAUACCACUCAACCCGUUGGAUGGGAUGAAUGGGUUACGCUUUGGAACGACAAACGAGGCUUGGCCAAGGGCGGAGACGGCUCGUUCACGGUAGAUAUUCUGCGCAGUGGCAUGCCGACUGUUGACUUUCUUCGAGGCAUCGUUGUUCUUGACAAUACUGCUACUCGGCCCUUUAGGCUCGCUGUCGAGCGACCCAAGGUCGAUAGUGAUCUCCUCGAAACUUACACGCGACAUUGGUUCGCCAGAGGAUGGCUCCCCAGGCCACCUUCCAGAAGUGAGGCGCUAACCCGGCCUCCCAAGGCAGCUUUCAAGUCCCCGUUAAGUGGGAAGGUGGCAGUAAUUACUGGUGCUUCCUCUGGUAUCGGCGCCGCAGUUGCUACGGCGUUGGCAAAGCAGGGUUGUCAUGUCGCACUUGGUGCUCGACGGUUGGAUGCUCUCGAAACAAUCAAGCGCAAGACCACAGUCCACGGUGUUAAGAUUACCAUUCAAAAAACCGAUGUCACAGACAGGAAACAAGUAGUAACCCUUGUCGAAAAGGCCACCGAAGAGCUGGGUCCGGUUGACAUUCUCAUAUCUUGUGCGGGUGUGAUGUAUUUCACAAUGAUGGCAAAUGUCCAGAUGGAAGAGUGGGAGCGCACCGUAGAUGUGAACUGUAAAGGCCUUUUGAACUGUUUGUCGUCCACAGUGCCCGGUAUGCUCUCCCGCGGCAGUGGGCAUAUCGUCGCCAUUUCUUCUGACGCAGGCCGGAAAGUAUUCCCUGGACUGGGCGUGUACUCCGCCAGCAAAUUCUUUGUUGAAGCAACGCUUCAAUCGCUGCGUUUAGAAACAGCAGGGGCAGGACUGCGCGUCACCAGCGUACAGCCCGGCAAUACUGCUACCGAUCUGCUCGGCAUGUCGACGGAUGCCGAAGCUAUUAAGAAGUACGGCGAGCCAUCGGGUGCACAGAUUCUUGACCCUGAAGAUGUCGCCAACUCGAUUGUAUAUGCACUGAGUCAGCCGCCACAUGUGGCCGUCAAUGAAGUUUUGAUUGAGCCCAGAGACGAGCCUAUUUAA